GAAAAUAUCAAGCAAAUACAGGAAAAUCGAGACCUGGCAGCCAUAUACCCUCCUGAGAACGUCUUGAAUAUGGAUAAGACUGGUUUAUACUGGAAAAUAUCACCAAAUCGUAUACUAGUAACUGAGGCUAGUAAUGGAGGCAAAAGGAGUAAAGAGCGAAUUACUCUUGUUCUUACGGUCAAUGCCACAGGUACUAAUAAGUGGGAGCCUUGGUUAAUUGGGAAGAGUAAGAACCCUCGAUACUUUAAGCAUGUCAAUCGUCGACUUUUGGGUAUAUAA
Hyaloscypha bicolor E is the source of this 279-nucleotide messenger RNA. Its product is annotated as DDE-domain-containing protein. Gene Ontology annotation, molecular function: nucleic acid binding. NCBI's taxonomy places the organism in Eukaryota, Fungi, Ascomycota, Leotiomycetes, Helotiales, Hyaloscyphaceae. The annotation marks the transcript as partial. The transcript has a single exon. The record is from RefSeq and is a predicted model, not a curated record.